UUUAGCCUGAAAUCAGCAUUUCCUUUUUAACUUUCGUGUUUGCUUUCAGUUUAAUUUGAAUGUGUUCGUCAGUCCAGGAAGAAAGAGAGUCUCUUCUGGAGUCUGAUCUUCUCGUGCAUCAGAGCUGUGGUCAUGUUAUGUUUUUGGGGAGCGCAGGUCAGAGAGGGUUUGGGGCUGGUAAAGCCUGACCAAGUCAAACAUGGCAAUUCUGGAAUACGAUCCAUGUGUCCGAAAUCAAAUGUUCAGGACAUGUCAGCUGGAAGGAGUUUUGCUGGAUUUAUCCGGGAUGGGAAGGUCUCGGUCCUGAGAUUGCUCAGUGAAGACCGUAAUGAUGGGAAACUAAAGCAACUACAGCUAAAGAAUGACAGAAUCAGACUGAUUGUCUGUGGAGGAGAUGGUGCAGUGCUUCUUUCUGAUUCAGGAAAAGUUCUCAUCAUGGACAAAUUUACUGUGUGCAAGCCUCUCAAAGGUCUGGAUAACAGGCAGGUGAUUCAGAUCACAUGUGGAGACCAUCAUUCAGUGGCACUAACCAACGAUGGUCAGGUGUUGGUAUGGGGUGAGAACUCUCAUGGUCAGCUGGGUUUGAGGAAAGAUCAUCCCGGCUCUCCGUCUGCUCAACAUGUUCAGAGUCUGAGUGGGAUCCCGCUGGCUCAGAUCAGCGCUGGAGGAGACCACAGCUUUGUGUUGUCUCUCUCUGGAGUCGUGUUUGGAUGGGGAAAGAACUCUGCUGGACAGCUGGGCCUCGGAGACACUACAGACAGACACGUCCCAACAGUUGUAAAUAGCCUGAACUGGAAAAAAACGGUGUCCAUUUCAUGUGGAGCGGAACACACUGCCACUUUAUCAAAGGGCGGCACAGUGUUCACAUUUGGAUCCGGAGGUUCUGGUCAGCUUGGGCACAACUCAUUUAGAGAUGAACAUCAUCCGCGGGUGGUUGCUGAACUGUGGGGGUCUGAAGUGUCACAGGUCACAUGUGGGAGACAUCACACACUUGUAUCAAUCGCAUCGUCAAAGCUGAUCUACUCGUUUGGAUGUGGCAUGCAAGGGCAGCUGGGAAACGGAGAAAUGAUCAAGCAGUCUGUGCCUUUCCCUGUGGAUCUGCCAACCGAUUGUAAUCAUGAAUAUACAAUUGAAAAAAUCAUCGCUGGGGAGAAUCAUUCCUUUGCCUUGUUUUUCAAAGAACUGGAAAGUAAGGUCAAAUCCAAUCCAAGCAGAGGGGCUUUGACAUUAAAUGACAGAAUGAUUGACCGAUGGCUGUCUGGAACUGAUUCAUUGGCAACCAUAAAGCAGUUAGUGUUUCCAUUUACUGAUACUGAUAUAAAUCCAGAGUUUAUGUAUACUAUUUCCAUGCCAUUUUUGAAAUACUGGGAAAUUGCAUGUGGAACUGAGUGUCCAGGACCUUAAUGCAUUUGUCCUUCUUUUUAAACUUACUAUUAAAUCGAAGAAAUACCAGAGAGUAAAUAAUUGUUGUUUAUUUACACAAUCCAGUAAGUGAAUCU
Messenger RNA from Sinocyclocheilus rhinocerous, 1499 nucleotides. Its product is annotated as probable E3 ubiquitin-protein ligase HERC3. The transcript is spliced from 9 exons. The record is from RefSeq and is a predicted model, not a curated record. Bases 133 to 1404 code for a protein of 423 amino acids. NCBI's taxonomy places the organism in Eukaryota, Metazoa, Chordata, Actinopteri, Cypriniformes, Cyprinidae. Gene Ontology annotation, biological process: protein ubiquitination; ubiquitin-dependent protein catabolic process. Gene Ontology annotation, molecular function: ubiquitin protein ligase activity. Gene Ontology annotation, cellular component: cytoplasm.